This is a messenger RNA of Lichtheimia ornata, 675 nucleotides long. RefSeq lists its product as uncharacterized. The record is from RefSeq and is a predicted model, not a curated record. The coding region runs from base 1 to 675 and encodes 224 amino acids. The transcript is spliced from 6 exons. Lineage: Eukaryota; Fungi; Mucoromycota; Mucoromycetes; Mucorales; Lichtheimiaceae.
AUGUCACCCCUCCCUGCAACACUCGCUGCCUUGCGUAAAUUUUCAUCCUGUGAAAUUGCAGACGCGUUACUCAAGUUGGGACAACGCCCAUGGGGAGGCUACAUUCCUGACAUUGAAAUGUGGUCACCUCGUUACUGCGAUGGCGACACUCGUAUCGUAGGCCCUGCUUUUACAGUCAAGAUGGUUGAACGCGACAAUACCACUGCACCUAAGCCCGACGAACAUUUCGCGGAUGCAGCUCCUGAAGGCAGCGUAAUGGUCAUUUCGUCUCCUGCUGAUGUCAAAGGUGCCUGUUGGGGAGGAUUGAUGUCGGCUCGUGCAAAAGCGAAAAAAGUUCAAGGAGUCGUUGUGGAUGGUCGUGUACGAGAUUUGAGUGAGCAUCGCUCCAUGGAGUACCCGGUAUUUGCCAAGUCGCAUUCCACGCUGCCACAAAACGCUUUCGUGAGACCAUCCGAACUCCAAGUACCGAUAUCCAUGUCAACAUCUCCAGUGACAGUAAACCCAGGUGACAUUAUUGUAGCCGACUUGGAUGGUGUCAUUUGUGUGCCGGUUGGUUUGGUUGAUGAGGUCAUCACUAGCUGCACAAAAUAUGUUGCCAUUGACGACAAAUGCAUGGAAGCUUUGAAACAAGGCUACGGUGUCAAGGAGACAUUUGCAAAGUACAGAGGAACCUAA